AAACCCACAGAAGAAGAAGCCAGGGUAUUACGUCAUAACCAAUUGUGAGAACUCACUUCCUGGUGCCGGAUCAGCGUGGGAUAAAAAUAAAAACUUCCGUUAGUUGAAUUUUGGAUUGGAGUUGCUGUUGGCGAUCAGGAUGAUUGACGUGCGGGCGUGGGCGGAGUACGUGGUGGAGUGGGCGGCUAAGGACCCGUAUGGCUUUCUGACGACGGUUAUCCUGGCGCUCACACCCCUCUUCAUCGCCAGCGCCCUGUUGUCGUGGAAACUGGCCAAAAUGAUUGAGUCGCGCGACCGUGAGCAGAAGAAAAAGCAGAAACGCCAGGAAAACAUCGCCAAAGCCAAGAGGACCAAAAAAGACUGAGCCGUAGAGGGAGGGAGAGAGGGAAGAGUAGCUACAGUACACAGCUAUGCUCAACACUCUCUUUACUUGUCACACCCCCACCCCUCGUCUCCUCAACCCAGCCCAGCACAGGUCCCCAUCCUAUUACUCCUGUCCAGUGUAGGAGGCCUUAUAGCGCUGAGGGAACUGUAUAGACCGGGGAGGCUCAUUCGAUGGGACUAUCAUCAGCGGGUAAACGGGAAUCGUCUGUAUAAUUCACGAUAUGGAGAUCCACCAUCUGAGCUUGGUGUUGUUGCAGUACUUUGCAUUCCAUUUGUAACAACUCCACUCCAAUGAUUUCAUUAACUAGUAAAAAAACUGUUCUCCAUUUGAAUUUACUCAUGUAAAAAAAUAAAAGGCUUUUCUCCUUGCACGUCAACCCUCCCCUAACCCUGCCUGAAUGAUGCUUAACUGAAAAGUUUGAGUUCCUGCCUGACUAGAUGCGCAGGUGUUGCACAGCAUCAACCAAUGGUUGCAUGCCAUGUCAUCAACUGUUCAGUCAGGCAUAGAUGGAUGGCUAUAUCAUGUGUUUUGCUGAUAGUUAAACACCUAUCCAAGUUUUUUUUUUUUUUACAUCUGGCAGGAGUGUACUGUAGUCUGGCAGGAACUCGACCAAGAAGUGAUCCAGGCAAUUUUCAUACAUGGGUUUUAUUCAGUGUGUUUUUAACAUCUAUUUUGCCACAUUAUAUUAAACCUGUCAGACUUGUCAUUUCAAGAGACAAUGUAACACACACUUCAUGUAAAGGAUGUCUUCUCCUGAGACCUGCAACAUGUCUUUCAACCAUCUUACAUUUGUCAUUUAGCAGACGCUCUUAUCCAGAGCGACUUAGUA
Molecule: messenger RNA, 1214 nt
Organism: Coregonus clupeaformis (lake whitefish)
Lineage: Eukaryota; Metazoa; Chordata; Actinopteri; Salmoniformes; Salmonidae
Product: small integral membrane protein 15
Exons: 2
Coding region: 140-364 (74 amino acids)
Source: RefSeq, a predicted model, not a curated record